This is a messenger RNA of Phytophthora infestans T30-4, 405 nucleotides long. RefSeq lists its product as uncharacterized. Lineage: Eukaryota; Oomycota; Peronosporomycetes; Peronosporales; Peronosporaceae. The record is from RefSeq and is a predicted model, not a curated record. Bases 1 to 405 code for a protein of 134 amino acids. The transcript is spliced from 3 exons.
AUGCGAGAGUGGAUUACACAAACCUGGAUACAUAGAGUAUUUGAUAAAAUACUUGGAAUAGUGAUUGUAGACGUCUACCAGAUCUACCGCUACGAGGCUCGAGGGCAUCAUCACCUUGACAGGACAAUUGUGAGCCCCAACGACUUUAUGUCACAACUAUCUCACCAUAUCAUCUUUAACGAGCACGUGAUGAAGCGAUCACUGCGGUCUGGCUCCAAGUCUCAGGGGCCUUCUCAUACGCUGAAAACCUUUGGCGACCUCCCUCAAUACGCUGAAUCGCGUAAGGCAGGCAAACGAGUGCAGCGUCAGUGCAAUUUAUGCCACAAGAACUACUCCGACUACUGCGUUGAAUGCUCCGAUCUACAAUUGCAGUCAUUUUUCGGGGUGUGCGGCCCGAGAUCGUAG